Molecule: messenger RNA, 1554 nt
Organism: Symbiodinium natans
Lineage: Eukaryota; Dinophyceae; Suessiales; Symbiodiniaceae
Source: the annotation of a GenBank genome assembly
AUGGCGAUGCAUUGGUUCAGUGGAGUUGCGGCUUCUGCGGUUCUCACGUUAAUGGCGCCCACUGUCAUGUCAUCUGCGCCGGUUGCGAAGCCAACAGCUGAACAGUUACAGUGGCAAGACUACGAGAUCGGCUUGAUGGUACAUUGGAAUUUGCAGACGAUCUGUGCUCCCAAGUCAGCCGGGAAAGUGUCAGAACAGAGGUGCCAAGCUGAUUCGAAGACGGAGGGCCCCUUGUAUGUACCUUCCUUGGAUGCCGUGGCACAGUGGAAUCCUUCAAAGUUAGACACCGAUCAGUGGGCACGGGCAGCAGUUGCCAUCGGUGCCAAGUAUGUAGUGAUGGUCGUUGACCAUAUGACUGGUUUCACUUGGUUCAACACAAAGUUUCACAACUUCUCUGUGGCGCACACACAGUACAAGGGUGGUGGAGCCGAUCUAUUGCGCGAGUACAUUGACAGUUGUCGGAAGUAUGGCCUGAAAGUUGGUUUUUUCUACAGUGUCCACUACAACUGGUUUCUUGGUGUGGACGAUUUUAAGCUGGGACAUCCACCACUAGGUGGCAGAAACUAUACCACUGAAGAGUACCUGGCUGUGGUCGCAGGACAGCUGGAGGAAAUUGUUACUGCAUUUGGGAAGGAUGGACCCAUGGAAGUCUGGUUUGAUGGUGGUCUCGGGCCCCAUGCCGGCUUCAUCUCUGAGUUGCUGAUGGGAAUUGCUCCGCGGGCUAUUUGUCAUUCAUGUUCCGCAUACUCCAACAAGGCCGGGGCAGUGAGAUGGAUGGGCAAUGAGGCUGGAGUAAUGCCACUACCAUCAUGGGCAGCAGCCAGUAACACUUCUCACUACAAUGGGGACCCACGCGCAGCGUUCUUCGUCCCGCCUUCUUGUGACAUUGUGCUGAGGGAACACUAUUGGUUCCACCAAAAUGACACAGAGCAGUACAUGAAGUCACCAGUACAGCUGCUUUACAAUUACUUGACCAGUGUGGGUCGAGCUUCGAACUUGAUUGUGAAUCUAUCGCCAGACGGAUCUGGGGCUAUCCCAGACUUAGACAUGCAGCGGUAUGAGCAACUGGGACAGGCAAUCAAGUGCCUGUUCAGUGAGCCACUUGCCUCCAGCAAGGAUGCGCUGGAUGCACUACCAAUGGAUGUCAAUGGUUUCAUCGAGUGGUCCUUUCCCGUGGUUACAUCGAAAAAUGUCUCAAUUGUCCUCCGCGAGGAUCAGCAUGAUGGUCAACUCAUUGGGGACUACCUGCUGGAAUGCCGCAAUGCAUCCUCACAGGCCUUUGAGAUAUGCAGGAUGGGUGCAAUCGAACAUGUCAUUCCUUCCGAGCCGUAUGCUGGCAUUGGCCACAAGCGCAUCCUCAUGUUGGCCCCAGAGGUUCCCUUUGACGCCCUGCGUCUUGUUGUCUGGAGUCAUUAUGCAGUAGGCAUGCAGGUCCCAACGCUUCGUGACAUUGAGCUCUUUGAUUGGACUCGUGUAGAGCACUGUUUGAGCUGCUUAGAGCAAGCCCAACAGUUGAGAGAGCACGGUCGGCCAGUCCAGGACUUAAUUGCAUGA